AUGUGGCAUGGGCUAAAGGGGGUCAAGGCAUAUCUGUAUCAUGAGUCCCAAGCUGCUUGUUUCAAGAAAGCGAGAGAUGAUCUAUACAAGGUUAAAGCAUGGGUUUUCUCUCCACAAGUCAAAGUUAUUAGGUCUGACAUUCGUGAGGAAGAUGUGUUGAAGGAGAAAGAUGCUUUUGAGGAUCUUAAGAAGCUGGCAGCCAAGUCACUGACUGAGACAGUUAAUCAGUUGAUUGACACUGUUAAUCAGGUGAAGGAGGAUCAAAAUGCCGAACAGGCGACCCGACCAUCAAGAGUCACUGAUGCGAGUUCACGGAAAAGAGGGAUUUUGAGGACGAAUAAUCGACUUCCUCUGCAUUGUCCUUCCCAUUACUUUGGUUUGUACAGUAAAAAGAAAAAAACUGUGAAGAAAGAUACUUCUUCUGAUGACAGUUCUGACAUGCGAGUAAAAAAACACCGUGGAUCAACUGUCAGGGAGAAAUUGAGUAGGGAUUGUCACCUACAUUCUGAAGGAGAAGGAGAAGCAAAAAGAGCUUUAAUUACUUACUGCAUAACCUACAUUCUAAAUUGCAUCACCAAGCAUUCACCUCAGUACAUAAUUCUAAUGGUGGGGCGUAUAUUGAGAGGGAUUGCCACCUCUCUCCUCUUUUCAGCCUUCGAAUCAUGGCUUGUUGCUGAACACAACAAGAUGAAAAGAUAG
Molecule: messenger RNA, 699 nt
Organism: Lactuca saligna
Lineage: Eukaryota; Viridiplantae; Streptophyta; Magnoliopsida; Asterales; Asteraceae
Source: the annotation of a GenBank genome assembly